Pochonia chlamydosporia 170 is the source of this 1587-nucleotide messenger RNA. RefSeq names its product glutamate decarboxylase. Gene Ontology annotation, molecular function: glutamate decarboxylase activity; pyridoxal phosphate binding. The transcript is spliced from 5 exons. The coding region runs from base 1 to 1587 and encodes 528 amino acids. The record is from RefSeq and is a predicted model, not a curated record. Gene Ontology annotation, biological process: L-glutamate catabolic process. NCBI's taxonomy places the organism in Eukaryota, Fungi, Ascomycota, Sordariomycetes, Hypocreales, Clavicipitaceae. Gene Ontology annotation, cellular component: cytosol.
AUGGUUCAUCUCAGUGCCAUUCACAAGGAGGGGGACGGCAAUGCCGCUAGCAUUACGGCAGACAAAGUUUCUCGGCUGGCAGACAAGGCCGGAAAGGCUCUGAAGCUCUCUUCAGAUGCGGAUCAAUUCACCACGAGCGUGUAUGGAUCUCGCUUUGCUGAGCAGGACUUGCCGAAGCUCACCAUGCCUGAGUGUUCCAUGCCCCGCGAAAUUGCUUACAGGAUGAUCAAGGACGACCUCAGCUUGGACAACAACCCCAAGCUCAACUUGGCUUCUUUUGUCACCACUUACAUGGAAGAUGAAGCUGAGAAGCUCAUGGCCGACUCUCUCUCCAAGAACUUUAUCGACUACGAGGAAUAUCCCCAGUCUGCUGACAUCCAAAACCGCUGUGUCAACAUGAUUGGCGAUUUGUUUCAUGCUCCGGGCGGCAGUGCUAUCGGCACCUCUUCGGUUGGUUCAUCCGAAGCCAUCAUGCUAGCAGUGUUGGCCAUGAAGCGUCGCUGGAAGAUUCGCCGCCAGGCCGAAGGCAAAAGCACCGAAAAUCCAAAUCUUAUCAUGUCGUCUGCUGUCCAAGUUUGCUGGGAGAAAGCCACACGUUAUUUCGAGAUUGAAGAAAAGUUCAUCAACUGUACGCCAACACGAUUCGUCAUUGACCCCGAAGAAAUGGUGGCCAAGUGUGAUGAAAACACAAUUGGCUGCGUUCUUAUCUUGGGCACUACUUAUACUGGCGACUACGAGGACGUCAAGGCUGUGAAUGACCUGUUAAUCGAGAAGAAUAUCAAUGUCCCCAUCCAUGUGGAUGCUGCAAGUGGCGGUUUCGUCGCGCCGUUUGUCGUGCCUGAUCUGGAAUGGGACUUUAGAUGCGAAAAGGUCGUUUCCAUCAACGUUUCUGGCCACAAGUAUGGUUUGGUCUAUCCCGGCGUCGGCUGGGCCAUUUGGCGAGCUCCCGAAUAUCUGCCUCAAGAUCUUGUUUUCAACAUUGACUAUCUUGGAGCCCAGCAAUCAUCUUUUACCCUCAACUUCUCCAAGGGGGCAUCUCAAGUCAUUGGCCAAUACUACCAGCUGAUCCGUCUCGGCAAGGUAGGCUAUCGGGACAUCAUGAGCAACUUGACCCGCACGGCCGAUUAUCUCAGUGACUCGCUCGAGAAGCUCGGGUUCGUCAUCAUGUCUAAGCGCUCCGGAGAGGGCCUUCCACUCGUCGCUUUCCGCUUCGCCGGUCCUCAGGAAGGCGGACGCGAAGAACGACACUAUGACGAAUUCGCGCUGGCUCACCACCUUCGAUCCCGUGGAUGGGUUGUCCCUGCCUACACCAUGGCGCCAAACACGAACAAGAUGAAGAUGCUUCGUGUGGUGGUUCGAGAGGAUUUCUCCCGUAGCAGGUGUGAUAUUCUCAUUUGCGAUAUUAAGCUCUGCCUGGGUAUGUUGGAAGAAAUGGAUCGCGAGACAGUCAAGCGACAGGAAGAGUACAUCAAGACACACUUGACGUCUUCUGGGCGGGCUCAGGAAUCGAUCCACCAAACUCCGCACUUCAAGGAGGAGGAACACUCCCUUCAGGGCAAGACUGGCAAGACGCAUGCCGCCUGUUAG